This is a messenger RNA of Trichobilharzia szidati, 612 nucleotides long. Lineage: Eukaryota; Metazoa; Platyhelminthes; Trematoda; Strigeidida; Schistosomatidae. The record is from the annotation of a GenBank genome assembly.
AUGGAAAGCAGAGAUGAGGAGACAACUCUGAUAUUCGGUCUGACUUUUACAGUUAUUGGCAGUUUAUCACUUGUGCCAGAUAGUUUAAUUAUUCAUUUUAUUGAAAAAAUUGGACUCGGUGAAUUAUUCAAAUCCGAGGCAAGAAAGAAAGUUUUUGCCGGUUUCUUAGGAUUCCCUCCUGAAUCUUUAGUUACGAAUAUGAAGAAUUUGGUUGCAAACUUUGUCAGUGAAAGCAGUGAAGAUUCCUACAGUACAGCAUUGACUUUUAUCAUGAGAAACUUAAACUGUUGCGGUGCAAUCAAUGGAAGUGAUUUCAGUAAUUCAUCUAAAUUUCAAAGGAGCCAAAAUGGUAAACAACUGACGUAUCCUGCAUUGUGCUGUCAGUCAGAUACUUCAAAAACUGGAGAACAAAAGUGUAAUUCAACAGUUGAUACCUUUCAUAUUGGUUGUGCCAAGAAAAUACAUGAAAAGUAUCUUCGUCUUACAGACAUAUUUGCUUAUUUAACAAUAGUUGUUUAUUUCGUCAAUAUAAUUACAAUUGCGAUGGGUGUUAUGGUUCUCAGUAUUCCCCCACAUCAAAAGCCGAAAAAGUUGUCAGAAGAAUAUCAAUAA